Suricata suricatta (meerkat) is the source of this 4001-nucleotide messenger RNA. RefSeq lists its product as uncharacterized. The record is from RefSeq and is a predicted model, not a curated record. The transcript has 9 exons. Bases 1529 to 2227 code for a protein of 232 amino acids. Lineage: Eukaryota; Metazoa; Chordata; Mammalia; Carnivora; Herpestidae.
UACUUUGCACCACACACUUGUUUCCCAACCCAGGGGCAUGGGGGAACAAAAUCAGGCUAAAGCCGACAAGGCCGAGCCGUUGAGGAGUGCAGGGGUUUGGCGUCAGAAGGGAUGGGACCAGGGAGAAGGGUGCGAAGGAGACCCCAGCAGGGGCAGGACAUUGCAGGGAAAGAAGAGGCCGAGAAGUCAAGGGCCAUGCUGUGAAGGAGAAUAAAGGAGGUCAAAGAGAGGUCACAUCUACGUACCUCACUUCCUGACACAAACAAGUUUUUACUGUUGUCAGCAACAAAGCCCUAAUAUAGCUGCGGAAGAGAAAAACUGCAUUGCAUUUAGCCUCCUGCAAGCAUCAUCAACAGUCACCGGAGGAAUGUAAUUCCAGAAAGCUUUAAAGCUGGUGGCGAUGGUAAUUAUGUAUCAAAUGCCUGGUUCUAUUUCUGUUAUUAUUGUUUUGUCAUUUCUGUUCUACGCGAGAGCUGGCUGAACUCGCAGAGAGACGAAUCCAGUUUUUCUUUUCGACUUUAUGCACAAUUAAUCAGACCUGAUAGAAAACCCAGUGCUCUUGGGGAGAAUAAAGUAGGAGCCACGAAAUGUCAUGUUAGCAGAGCGUGGGUUUUGUGACUGUAGGGAAGGAUUUAAGGACGCUCCUUCUGUUCGGUUUCCUAUGUAACAGCAAAGGCUACACGCACGCACAGACGCCACAGCUCCCGGAUGCUGUGGCUCCCUUAUCUGGGCUUCUGCAGCGCUCGAAGCCCCUUCGGGAUGCUGCGAGGGGCUCCCGGUGGGUGGUGGCAGGAACGCUGCGGCCGCGGCCACUCCAGCCGCUGCUGCUGUUGUGGCUGCUGCAGUCACGUGGGAGCCCCUUUAAGUUUCCAUAGAGAGGCCUCUCCGGUGUCACAUGAUGGACAUGAUAUAAUGAAACAACAUUGUGGAGAGGAAAGCAUUAGGGGAGCCCACGGCUACAAAAACAAGUGAGUGAGAAGAGGUGGGAGGAAGAGAAACUACGCCACCUCCCCUGCAGCCGAGCCGCGCGCGGCAGCCAGCGAGAAGUGGGCGACGCCGGCGGGGGGCAGGGAGACGGGGUCCUCAGCCCCGGCCCGGGGGACCCCGCCGCCCACCGCCGAGAGAACAACUUUUCGCCGGCAGCCUCGGCCACCGCCGCACCUGUCUCCGGAGCCCCCAUCGCUCCUCGUGACGAACCAAGGGAAAUUCUAGAAGAACAUGCUCUACAAAUAUACAUGCGCAUCAUUUUCCUCCUCGCGUCUGGCUCUGGAAGGGAGGAAAGAGAAAGGGAUUCUAGCGGCUGCGUGCGUUCCGCCCCGAGGGAGAAAAAUCAAGACGUUACACCCGUCCCUCCAGUUUUAAACACGGAUUCAGCUCGAAGCGAGGCUGAAGGGCGUUUUAUUAAUGCUUUUGAAGGUUAGAAGAUGUUUAUUUUCCCUUCUGGAGUUUCUCUGACUCACUGAUGGUCUCGGCUCACACCUGCCAGCGCAGGGGAGAUGGUCGAUACCCCCGUGACAUCUGAGUGUUCAUGCUUGAAUUUGUACCUGUCCAGUGCCGGAGCACCGUCAGUCCACCUUGGAUUGUGCUGACACAUUCUGCUCUGGGGCGUGAGGGCAAGAGCGGAAGGGCCACCAUGAGCCCGACCGGGGGACUCUUCAGCAAGCAGACACAGCCUCGACCUGCUAAAGAUUUCCCUCGGACUCUUCACUCUCAUCCUUUUUGCGUGGCUUUCUUCUCGGAUGGCCAUGAGGACAAGGAAAGUGAGUUUCCCACAGCCCCUGGGGCUUCGCACAGGGCUGCAGAGCGAGUAAGAGAGGAGGAGACUGAUCCUGACACAGGAAGGACUUGUUCAGCCGGAAGCUUCGGCGGGAUUCGUUCCCGCCUUUAUCGAGUAUUCUUACGGUGGAAGGCUUCUGAGUGGGCUCCUCUGACUCCAAGCUGUUUCUUUAUGAACAGGCAUGUAAGUACCAGAAAGUUAAUGGCACGGAAUACUGCUGACUGCGUGGUUCUCGUCUUAAUGCAUUUUCCAACCUUGAACCUGAGAAUACCAGAGGCUGGAGACUUGGGACACUCGUCGGCGCAGUUUUCUGCCGGUGGCCCGGUUCCUGAGGUAACAAGUGGGUGUCCCGGGCAUGUGUGUGCUAACAACAGCAGCAAUGCCACGUGGUGCCCAGAGGUCGCCGCGAUCUGGCCUGGGGGUUCCUGGUCCCCGGGGCUUCUGAGCUGAACUGUGAACUUGGGCCAUCCCGAGAAGUGCAGGCGUUUUGGAGUGUUCCACAGCAAAUCUGGAUGUCGGCAUAAACACAGCUUGCAAAGUGAAAGCAGGGGCCUCGAGGAAGGAAUUACCCUCAUCUCAUUCCCGACCUGCUUACUGUGCUGGAAAACAAAGAAUCAAGACCAGUCUCUUGCAGAGACUGUCUGCCUGUUCUUACAAGCCCCGUGCGUCUCCUAGGAUUUAACGCCCUGGUCCCUCCUAGAAGAGCUCUGGUUUGAAAUACCGGAAGUUUAGCUCUUGAGGGAACUCGAGGACGGCCAAACCUCAGCAGAAUCACUGUGAAUACUCCCCUGAGACGUGUCCUCUGCCCGAAACACAUUUAAUUCAGGAGCUGUUAAGUUCUCCGGGUUUCUAGAAGGUGAUGAUUAUCAAUGCAGCCAGAGGUCUUGUUUCGUCAACCCAGAGACUGCCUUUAUUUUCAUCUCCAUAUCUCCAGUCCUUCACCUCUGCUCGUGUUGGCCCUCUGGGGCCAGAGGAGACCUCAGGACAGGAUUAAAGCCCUCGCCCCUCCCCCCCACCCCCCCACCCCUGCCACGGAGCAGGGCGCUCUCGGCUUGGGCCUUGUUAGCCAUCCCUCCAGCGAUUCCUCUCUGCUGUGACGUCGAGGCCGCCAUUGAAAGCAGAGAAAAAAGGAAACCGUGGCCUCUCUUUGCAUCCGUCGCCCGGACAAGCUGUCGUUUCUCAGGCAUCCCAGACGCUCUCUGUCUGGCAGAGCUGUGCAUUCCAUGCCUGGGUGACCUGGUUAAAUGGAGGAAACCAAAUGCUCUCCACUGGACGCGCUCCAAGACAAGCAUUCCACCCCGAGGGCCCGAGGCACGGGCUUCGCUGCGUCUGAGGACUGUGAAUGGAACUGUGGCGUUGCGGGGCAUGGUCCGCUUGCAUCCUCGGCUUCUGGUUUGUCGUAAAAGAGAGCCUGUCUGUAUCAUCGGCCUUCGUUAAUCUCUGAGCAGCAUCCUUUUGCCGCCCUUGGGAUCAGUGCUGGAAAACCCUGUGUGGAAAACCAGUCCUGUGUUAAACGUCUUUGGGAACCAGAGUCAGAAGUCCAGGCCUAUUGUCUUGCCGCCUCUUUCCUCCCAUCCCACUUCUGCUUGCCCCCAUUCCCCAGUUUCAGAUUGCUGAAUUCCAGAAAGGCUUUCUGUACACUUACAUAUUAAUUUUGACUGUGCACUACUGAGCUUCAGCAUCCUUUGCAUGUAGGAAAAUGAAUCUUUACUAUGAUGUGUCAAUCACUGGCUCUUGAUGUUUCUCAAUGAAGAGGAAGACUUUUUGCUUUUCAGAGGGAGGGAGCUUUUUGAAAGUGUCACAGAAAUGCUGUCUCUUUAGGUACAGGCCAAGGUUCCUACAGAGGAUAACAGUUUCACAAGGCAAAAAACUCACUCAGUGUGUGAUUGCUGACACCGUUCACCAACUUAAAUCUCUGUCUUCUGAGCACACACCUUCUUGGGUUUCUUUCUGGCCUGGGACACAUUAUCUUACUAGAGUCUUGGAAGUGGACAUUAUGGUCACUAGAAAAAGCACAACCACUGCAAUUUGUUUCCAGAGUCGUCCUGGUUAAGUCAGUAUGCAUUUGAGGGUUUAGAUUAUAAAUCCCAUUAAAUCAUUCUCAAAAUAGCCCUUUGCUGAACCCAUGAUUGAAGGAACCCAAACCAUUUAGUUGUAAUUUUUCUCAUGGUAAGUGUACUCUUCAGUCCCUAUCCCCUGUUUUCCCCCACCCCAACCCCUUCUG